Molecule: messenger RNA, 1287 nt
Organism: Miscanthus lutarioriparius
Lineage: Eukaryota; Viridiplantae; Streptophyta; Magnoliopsida; Poales; Poaceae
Source: the annotation of a GenBank genome assembly
AUGUCAACGGCCACCCCGCCGUCCCCGUCUCCCUCUUCUUCUGGAACCCGCCCUCUGCUCCGGAUCGGCGCGGCCCGUCGUUUCGCCAUGGCAUUUCCGUUGCUCUUCGCGGGGGUGCUGGUGGUGUUGGCGGCGGCGCCGGCGGCGGAAGCGGGAGCGGGAGGAGGGAGCGUCUGCUUCGACCGGGUGUUCAGUUUCGGGGACUCGCUCACGGAUACCGGCAACUUCCUGCUCUCCGUGCCCGACGACUUCCCGGACCCCGCGCGGAACCUCCCCUACGGCCAGACCUUCUUCGGCCGCCCCUCCGGCCGCUACUCCGACGGCCGCAACCUGCUCGACUUCUUCGCGGAGGCAUUUGGGCUGCCGUAUGUGCCACCAUACCUUGGCGGCGGGGACUUCCAGAAUGGUGCAAACUUUGCGGUCGGCGGGGCAACUGCCCUCAAUGGCUCAUUCUUCCGUGAACGCGGUGUGGAGCCUACAUGGACGCCUCACUCCCUUGAUGAGCAGAUGCAAUGGUUCAAGAAGCUUCUCCCAUCCAUUGCACCAUCUGAGACAGAGCAAAAGAAAAUAAUGUCCAAUUCACUUUUCUUUGUGGGAGAGGUCGGCGGAAAUGAUUACAACCAUUUAAUAGUUAGGGAGAAAUCUCUUGAUGAGCUACAUGAAGUUGUUCCUAAUGUUGUUGGUGCCAUAAGCUCGGCCAUCACGGAUCUUAUAAAUCUUGGAGCAAAGAAGUUAGUUGUUCCAGGGAACUUCCCAAUAGGGUGUGUCCCAUUAUAUCUUGCAAUCUUUCAGAGCCAAAAGGAGGAUUACUAUGAGGAACAAACAGGCUGCAUUAAGUGGCUUAAUGAAUUUGCUGAGUACCAUAAUAGGAUGCUUCAGGAGGAGUUGGAGAAACUCAGGAAUCUUCACCCUGAUGUGACCAUCAUUUAUGCUGAUUAUUAUGGUGCUGCAUUGAACAUAUUCCGUACCCCACUCCAGUUUGGUUUCACAGUUCCACUGAAUUCGUGCUGUGGAAGUGAUGCUCCGUACAACUGUUCCCCUUCAAUAUUGUGCGGGCGUCCUGGAUCUACAGUGUGCCCUGACCCAUCAAAAUACAUCUCAUGGGAUGGUUUACACUUCACUGAGGCGAGUUACAAAGUUGUCAUUCAAGGAGUACUAGGGGGGUAUGCCAAACCCCCUCUUUCAGAAACCUGCAAGGGUGCGGAAUUCAAAGUUUCUCAACUUCACCAAUGUACAGAUAAUCCAACAAACACUGUAUCAUACGAUGCUUUGAGCUCUUUUAUUUGA